AUGUACAAUUUCAAAAUUGCAGACAUUGAUGAAAGUUAUCAACGUGUUCAGAUUGCCAGACAAUAUGCUAGGGAGUCCAGUCUGUGGUGGCAGGCAGCUUCUGCGAUCCCAGAUAAUGGAAGGAGGUCCUGUCUAAAGCUUAAGGUCUUUGUGCGACCAGCAAACAGCUGUAUGAAAACUAUAGGUGUUCAUGAUCGUGUUUUCGAUGUUAACGACAAAGUAGAAAAUUCAUUAGAACCAGCAGAUGAUACUGUACAUGAGUCAGCCGAGCCAUCCCGUGGCGAGAACACAGCACAGACACCAAGGAUACCCAGCCGGCUUUUGGCAACUCUACUAUUCCUCCUGGCAAUGCUUUUGAUAUUAUAG
Molecule: messenger RNA, 366 nt
Organism: Mesitornis unicolor (brown roatelo)
Lineage: Eukaryota; Metazoa; Chordata; Aves; Mesitornithiformes; Mesitornithidae
Product: ephrin-A5-like
Exons: 4
Coding region: 1-366 (121 amino acids)
Source: RefSeq, a predicted model, not a curated record